AUGAUGCCGACAGAGAUGAACCAAGAUCAGAGACAGCAGUUUGAUCCAGCUUUGCUUUCGCUUUUGAGCAAUGGUGAGGGUUCUUCGUCAGAAUUGAUGAAGUCGCAGCUAAUGGCACAAAUGGGCAAUUCUGAAAAUCAAGCACAAAUCAACCCGAUGCUUUUGUCAUUUUUGAAUGAUGACAAAAGUGAUGUGGACGUCUCUGAAAUGAUGAAGGCUCAGAUGAUGUCGCAAAUGGGUUCUAUUGGAAAUUCAAUUAAUCCGAUGCUUAUGUCCAUGCUCAAUGACGAUGGUGACCAGGAUUUUUCAGCGAAAGAAAUGAUGAAGGCGCAAAUGAUGAGCCAGAUGUCUUCUUCCGGCACUCCAAUCAAUCCGAUGCUGCUGUCUUUCCUGAAUGAUGAUGACGAAAACGAUAAUGGGUCGAAAUCGACAACAGAGAUGCUGAAGCAACAAAUGUUAGCUCAGAUGUCAGCCUCCGGCGAUCCUGUCAGUCAGAUGAUGGUCCAAUCUUUUCUCAAUAAAAAUGAUGAAAGCUCGGAGUCAAAAUCGCCAUCCGAACUACUCAAGAAUCAAAUGCUUGCGCAAAUGGCAACAAGUGGUUCAAUUAACCCGAUGAUGCUGACCAUGUUGGACGAGGCGGAUGACGUUGGCGGGGAUAAAAUUGACAGAAUGAAAAUGGAAAUGCUCAACCAGUUGAUCCGAGAUCCAGAGACCUACAAAAUGGCUAGCACAUUGAAAGCAAUUCUAGACGAUCGAGAUGGAGACAUCGACUUGACGAGUUUGAUGAAUCAAAAAAUGGUCCCCGCAUUUGACUUUGACGAUCAAUUUGAUGUCGGAAGCAUGCAAGACCAAGACCGAUCUAUGCUAUCAAAAUCAAGGCCACCAACUCCACCUCCACUUGACAAGUCAGAAGUCAUGUUUUCGCUCAAGUAUCCUCAGUUCAAAGAUGAAAAGGUAUCUGGUCUUGCGAAGACAUUCUCGACCUUCGAUCAGAACAUGGAAGAGAACUCAGAAAGACUGGAAGAUUUCGCGAUCGAGAUUAUGGUCAACAUUGACUACAAAAAAGACCCACUGAAAAUGCUGAAUUUCAUCGAUUUCUCAACAAAUGAUACACUUGGAAACACCCCGAUGAUCCUCGCGAUUGGAAAUCUUAUCAACAACCAGUGUUUCUCGAAAGGCUCCAUCCAUGACUUCGCAAUAUCCGUACUCGAGAACAAUUACAGCUUCGAUGCGUACAGAACCUCAGCUGGAAUCGCCACGAUUCAACGAGAGAUAAAACUUUCUGUUCCUUGGCAAAGUGUUCUCGAAAAAGACACUCUGGCAGCAGAUGAGCUGAAAGAAACAAUCUCGCAGAUGAUAAAGAGGGACUUCAGAAUGAGUGAAUUCGAGAGACUGUCCGUUACGGUAAAGAGUCUCACACCUUCGCAAUCGAUCGCUGACGAUGAAAUAAUGGUCGAAGCCCUCGUAGAAUUCUCUGCAAAACGAACCCAAAACACGCAGGAAAACGAUCUUGCGAUAGCGAUAGAGGAGAUUGUUAAAGACUCAUUCCUUUUCACCGAGAUUGCAAUUCCGGAAAAGGACAAAGACGAGAUCCUCCAGGGCUCUUUGGAGAAAUCCGUGCGUGUCGUCCUCAAAUCUGGCUGGAGCAAUGAACUGAACGAGCCUGAAUCUCUUUACUCGAAACAGCUGAAAUCCGUGAUUGAGCAAGCUUUUGUCGACUCUCCAGUUUGGCUGACGUUUGGGCCACUGGAAAUUUCCGUCGAAAAUUUGAAACGAUCGACAGUUUUUUACUUUGGCAUCGAAGCUAACAUGACGAUCAAAGGAAUCACGUCGGAGGAGGAGUGGAAAGACAUCUUCGACUAUUUAAAAACAGUACCAAAAGAAGGGCAUUUUAUCGGUGCCGUUGCUCAGCAGCAAUCUGGUCAAGCUGUUGAAGAGAUGCAGGCUGUAACGACAGAAGCUCCAAAAGAAUUCAUCGUGGUGGACAAUACUCACGAGAUAAUUCUCUCGCUCUACUUCAACGAAAACUUAGAGGAUCCAUCAUCAGGGGCCUACAAGCAGUAUAAGAAAAUUCUCGAUCUUUCUUUGGCAGAGGACGACAAAAAUAUCGAAAUUCUUCAGUUCAAAAAAGCUUCUAGUGGAAUGACCUUGGCAAAGAUCAAUUUUCCACAAGAUUAUCAAUUCGAGGACAUUAAAAAGAAAGUCGACGCUGCUUAUUUCCUCGACUUUCCUGAACAGACAAGACGUAGAAAGCGGUCCUUAGUUUCGAAACCGAAUACAUCUGUAUCCAACCGUCAAAUUCUUCUCGUCCUUGCUCUCCAAUACAUCUCAGGGAAAAUUCUAGUGCCAUUCAACGAAAUUGCUUUGCUUCAAAAUGAAGAAAACUCCUUUUUAGUCGAUGCUGCCUUUGAAUUUCUCGUCAAAGACUACCAAAGAGUUCACGAGUCAAUAUCAACAAAAGGUAACUCCGACCCCCUUCAUGCGAUGAUACUGUAUCUCAACAGACUAACGGAAUCGGAAACGCUGAAAGUCAACAACUUCCUGAGCUUCUUUUUCAACCCCGAAUCGUUGAUGGUCUAUCAAGUCGCGCUGCAACAAUUCUCCAAUGCCUGCCUGUAA
This is a messenger RNA of Oikopleura dioica, 2619 nucleotides long. Lineage: Eukaryota; Metazoa; Chordata; Appendicularia; Copelata; Oikopleuridae. The record is from the annotation of a GenBank genome assembly.